AUGUGCCAAUAUCGAUACGAUUAUUAUGGUUAUUGCCAGCAUCAAGAAUUCAUUCUUGUCAAGUUUUGCGAAGACGUCGUCUCUCUAGCUCGCGUUGACAAACACCAGACACGACAGAACACAGAAGGCGCGAUUGUCCAAGCGCCUCCCCUCGACACAACAACUGCGUCUUUGCGCGCGGUCGAAUCCAACCUCUGUAUCUCUGGACCAUCCAUUGUUUUGACAAGAGAAGUUGAUCAUUCCAUCUAUUCAUUAAGCACCAUCAUACACAUCAUUGUGAGCACCAUGGCUCCUGAUACUGAAGAGACCAGCGGCUACGCACAAGAAUCUGCCCAGGAAGCUGAACGCCAUUACAAUGAUAUCAUCAGCGGCGGGAAACCUCCUGCAUACUACAAAGCCAUCGAAACUCAAUUGCUGCAAGUCCUCAACAGAGUCCGCGAGCUCGCAGACCCUAGCUCUUCGGCAGCCGUCAGACUUCAACAGCUUCACGAGCACAAUGGCCAAUCUUCUGACCAGGCAGCCUCGAUUGGUCCAUCGGCCCCUGAGGCUAUACAUCUGGACAACUUCCCUGCGCUAUCUCAUGCAAUUGCUCCUCGUACCGAUGUCCGGAUCCAGUCUUACGCAAAGGUGGUUAAGGACUCUCUCCCUCGACUACCGCCACAUGUCGUCGUCCAAGAGGAUGAGCUUCAAGAAAUUGUCGAGCCUCGAGCUGAAUCUUGUGUUUCUUCUGUUAAGGAUGAAGAUGGCGAAUGGUGUGUCGUUGACCGCUCGGGACGUGCCGCUCGUUCCCAGAAACAGCAUGCUACUGUCAUUGAGCGACGCACACGCAAGAAACUCCCACAGGCAUGGUUGCAGAUGGAUGAGGAUGCCCAGACCACACGGGUCCCGCCUGAAGACGCCUCAAUCGUACUCCCGUCUAGCCCCAACAAGCCCCUGCAACGUGCCGCUCGCAUCAAAGGCCCUCAUACCCAGCUUCCUCAAGCCCAAGCCAACUCGCUCAAGUCCAAACCGAGCAAGCCCACUUUGACCAAGGCGACAGCAUCAAAGACGCCAGGCUACGCCUCGCCCACAAAGGCCUCUGCUAUUCGCACUGCUGGAACAUUUGAAUCUGCCAGGCCCCCUUCUCCUUGCAAGUCAAGAUCUGUCCGUGCCGACACGAUACACAGUGCAGCCAUGCUUUCUUCCGAUCAGCAAUCACCAUCUCGGCCUGUUGGGUCUACCGCCUUUGACACCGCUCGACGUAAGGUCUCUCCAACAUAUGAUAGAUCUCCAGCCACUUCGGUCCCAUUCGGUCUGGACGGAACGUGCGAGUCUGUUCACACCGGCAUGUUGAAGACUCUCUCGGGCAAUUCUGUACGACCUUCAAAGAAGGCAAAGCUUGAUCUGAGGAUCAACAUACCAGACCCUUCGGAUAGCUUGCCUCGCCCAGGCAGCCCUUCUCGAAUUCCAAUUGCAGUUCCUUCCAGCACUCCAGCUGCAGAUUACGAGCCUGUGGCUUCUAAUCGUGUAGCUGCACAGGCCCUCAGACUUGCUGAAGCUGAUGGAACUACCCCCAAGCCUGUCGACAGAGCAUCUAUACUCGAACCUAUUAGGAGACGCCUGUCUAGCACUUCUACUACCAGCCACGGACAAUCGAGUACUUCUUCGACCGAACAACAACGCAGAGAUUCUGGUCCCAAGCAGUCAAAAAAGACAGUUUACGUCGAAGGUAAAUUCACAGAAGAGCCUGACAUGAUCAACGGCUCCGGAAUGAGCAUCACCGUGACAGAUACUCAGGCAAAGAUGCACCAUCCUUCAGAUACCGUUUCUUCUUCGCUGACAUCCGCUCCUGAGCCCGCCUCCACACUGUUGCUUGAUACUAUCAAGAGGACUGCCAAAGCUCAUGCCGUCCGACAAAGCGAUGGUCAGAUCAGAGCACAUCUUGCGCCAUCCUCGAACGUGGACGAAGCACAGCAAGCGAAGAAAAUGCUGGAGUUCCAAGAGGCUUGCCGUGCUCAACACAUCACCUGCGGUUCCUCUCCGGAGAAAGACCCUGCCGUGCUCAAGUGUGGUCCGGUCAAGGCUCACACUCGCAAGGGCCAGGAAAGGUCUUCGUCCGGCCCUGCUAGAUUCAGCCUGCGCGCUACUGCUGCUCAUUUCGUCCCUACACCUACUUCGGAAGAUGGGUUUGGACCCUUGAGUGCACCUGAGGCAACCUUGAGUCUUUCUCUACCACCCACACCUGCUACUAUCGCCCUCGCACCCGUACUUGCGUUCGCGCCACAGCUUACCUCCACACUUCCUCCCAUAUGUCCACCCAUGCUUCCUACAGCAGUCCCUGAGAAAUCCACUCAACAGUUCUCAACUCUGUGCCCCUUGGCCUUUGAUGAUCACUCGAGCUGGUUACCGGAUGGAGAUUGGAAAGACCUUCCUUAUACCACCAAGCAGGCCAUAUUCAAAGAGAGAAAAGAGCGUGGCUCUAGCUCUGCUUCAUCUCCGGAUAUGUCCUCGACCAUGUUCUCCAACUUCACCACUAGCCCCUCUUUGUCCUCUCUGGGACCGUUCGCCGAGCCAGGCAUGGAGUUGUACAGACCGCAGUGGGACUGGAUGCAGCCUGGCCAAGGAGGGGUGAGGUUUGGAAGGGCACCCCUUCCGAUUAUGCCCAAGCUUCAACAUGACGGUCACCAACGCAAAGGCUGGGAUGUCAAGUCUGCGGCCCCUGGAUGGCGCUACGGUUGGCGCGGAGGUGAUGGUCUGGAGAUCUCGUUCAAGGGUGAUGGACCAAUCGCCGAGAGAAACCCCAACGCACCAGUCAACUUCAACGAGUACGACAACGACUUCUAUGGAAAGCCUACCAAGACAGGUCAGAAGCAUGGCGGACGUGACUCGUCUGAGAGGAACGAAGUCUCGCCCAACAGCCGUGUCAGAGAGUGGGCCAGGAACGCAAACUACCCUUCUGUUCCCUGCGGUAACUUUGAAGUCAUCCAGGCGAUCGAACAUUUGCCAUACUUUCCUAACGCAUGGUGUCACAGCUGCUUGCCUGGACACGUUUGA
Molecule: messenger RNA, 3033 nt
Organism: Aureobasidium namibiae CBS 147.97
Lineage: Eukaryota; Fungi; Ascomycota; Dothideomycetes; Dothideales; Saccotheciaceae
Exons: 3
Coding region: 1-3033 (1010 amino acids)
Source: RefSeq, a predicted model, not a curated record